Messenger RNA from Anastrepha obliqua, 1155 nucleotides. RefSeq names its product protein TIPIN homolog. NCBI's taxonomy places the organism in Eukaryota, Metazoa, Arthropoda, Insecta, Diptera, Tephritidae. Gene Ontology annotation, molecular function: DNA binding. Gene Ontology annotation, cellular component: nucleus; replication fork protection complex. Gene Ontology annotation, biological process: replication fork arrest; DNA replication checkpoint signaling; DNA damage response. The transcript is spliced from 2 exons. The record is from RefSeq and is a predicted model, not a curated record. The coding region runs from base 89 to 1039 and encodes 316 amino acids.
UGUUGUAUUUGGCGCGUUUUAAAAUAUUCGGUUGAAUAAUUCUCUUGUUUUAUGUUACAAUUUAGUUAUUGCUAAUUUAUAAUUAAUAAUGAGCUCCAUAUAUGGUGAAGAUGUUGUCGAAGACAUACUUAGUGGAAAUUUGCAUGAACUACCAAGCGACGAGGAUGUGGGUAGGGAAGAAGUGUUUGGCCAAGAAGGCGAGACCGGCGAUAACGCGGAUGGCGAUGGUGGCGAGGGUGGAGAAAAUCAGGGCAUUAAAGUGGAGCCAAAAAAGCGAACAGUACGUAAUCCACGGCCCAAACUAUCACUUGAUACUUUGACAGGUCCGCGCGGCAUACACACGAUCGAAAAUUAUUUCAAGGAUAUACAAUUCAAAGGCAAAGGGCACGAAAAGCGUGAUCUGGAUGAAGUGAUGCGCCGUAUGACGCAUUGGGCGCAUCGCAUGUAUCCAAACUACACAUUUGACGAUGUUUUAACAAAUGUGGAACGCAUUGGCAAGAAAAAAUCUUUACAAGUGCAUAUGUCACGCUAUCGCCUCGGCAUGCUGGACAACUUAAAAAAUACUGAAGAUCAAGUGCACGAUGAAGAGGAAGAUGGCGCCGCAGUUGGUGAAGCAGCUGAUGAACCCUUUGACGAAUUUGAUGCAUUGUUAGGAGAACAAAUUGCCAUCUCUAAGUUGGCUCCACGUACGCCUUCGCACUACAGUAGUGGUGGUGGCGGUCAUGUUGAUGCGACAUUCACUGGUGCCAGUAGCAGCACAUUGCCAACACCCUCCUUUAAUCGCGGCAAUGCGGUUAUGUCCACACCAUAUUCCAAUAGGGAACCCGCAGGCAAUACACUAAAUGACAGCGACUUGGCUAGACCGCUGCCACCAUCACAGCCUGCCUCUCCUGCGCCCAAAUUGACAGCAGAGCAGAUGGCUCGAAUAGCUGAAAAUCGACGUAUUGCCUUGGAGCGUUUGAAAGCGAAAAAAGAACGUUUGCUGCAGCAGCAGAAUACGGCUGAUAGGGAAAUAGUGCGGAUUGAAGAAGAAACAUGAUAUUUUGAAAUGAUAGCUUUAAAGGACCUGCUCCUGAAUUCUAAACUAAGUCAUUUUGAAACACUAUUCAGUUUGUAUGCCCUCGAUUGAGCAAUAAAAUUUGUAUUUAAAUAUAC